GGCGAUAGUACUAAAACUAUCAAUAGUUAUUUCAAGUUACCAGACUAUCGAUACUAUCGAUAGUAUCGUCGAUAGUUUGACAGCUCUACUUCGCAGACAUCGAUGCAUCAUUCGCAACUCUAUUUCCAAAACAAUUUACUGCCGCAAUUACCAUAAACAAAUAACACAGUUUCUUAAAUAUAUAAAUGUAAAUUUAUAAGACUUGGCGAAAUUAUUUUAGAAUUGGAGUUGGCGCUGUAGCCUGAGAGCUGGCCAAAUAAAUCUUCUGCCUGUCAUACAGCUCAGAAAUAUAUGGCAGCUACUACAGUGCAAAAGUUUCAUUGUGGCGAAGUAUUCGUUUCCGCCAAUCUUUGCGUGACCGUUGAGUGUAAGUGGUGCAAUGAAAAAUUUGGUGUCUAUAGUAAAUUUUUGGAUCAUAUAUUUGGAGAACACUUCGAUGAUUGGAAUUCAGCAGAAGAAACAAAGCGCCAACUUCCAAAUAAAGUGGAAACUGUUACCGACGAGGAUUUUACUGAGUCUCCCAAUGAAAUUCAAUAUAUAGAAAUUGAACCCAUUAGUUUGAACGAAUAUUCUUUCGAAGGUGACGAACAAGAGGAGGAUUUCAUAACAGAAAAGCUAGCGCCAAUGGAUGAUGACGCGAUAAAUGUUUCAGAAAAUAUAACCGAGGAGCAAGAGGAGAAGCGUACUCCUAAAACUUCGCAACCCACUUGGCGACCGGUGCGAGUAUUUGCGACUUAUAAAAAUUCGACAGCCAUCGCGGACAAACGAAAAUAUAAAUGUAAAAUAUGCGGCUUCGCUGUAACUGACAUUCACAACUUACGCGGCCAUGAGAAACGACACAGUAAUAUAAAGCCUUACACUUGCCUAAAAUGUGACAAAGCAUUCUAUACGCGCACGGAAUUGAACACGCAUACUAGACGGCACAAUGGCGAAAAGCCUUUUGUCUGUUCAUAUUGCGGUAAAAGUUUUAUAACCGCUGCAAUAUUAACUAGACAUGAAAAACGGCAUCUUGGCAAGAGGGAACAUAAAUGUGAUCAAUGUGAGAAGAGCUUCUUUGAUGGUUUUCAGCUUCGAGAUCACGCUGUUGUGCAUACCCAGGAACGUAAUUAUGAGUGCGAGACAUGCAAAGCCAAGUUUACUCGCAAAAAAACGCUCAAGACACAUAUGAAAUUGCAUGAAAAUGCGUUAGGCUAUCAAUGUAUCAUCUGCCAUAUGCGUUUCAACCAGCGACCUACGUUGCUUUGGCAUGUGAAGACUAAACAUAGCGUACUGCGGUCAGAUGCAGAAAGCAAAGACUCAAUUACGGCUACUGAUUCUAUCGGAGAAUCUAACGAGUCAAAUUAAUUUGUAAUUGCAUACGUAUUUUUGUUGUAUUAAAAUAAUUCAACACAAAUAAAACGGGUCUUUAAAUCAAAGGCUUUGUUCCGUGUUGCGUGAAACUGCGUUAGGCUAUGAAUGUAUCAUCUGCCAUAUGCGUUUCAACCAGCGACCUACGUUGCUUUGGCAUGUGAAGACUAAACAUAGCGUACUGCGUGCAGAUACAAAAAGCAAAGACUCAAUUACAGCUACAGAGAAUCUUACGAUCAAAUUAAUUUGUAAUUGCAUGCGUAUUUUUGUUGCAUUAAAAUAAUUCCACACA
Molecule: messenger RNA, 1639 nt
Organism: Rhagoletis zephyria (snowberry fruit fly)
Lineage: Eukaryota; Metazoa; Arthropoda; Insecta; Diptera; Tephritidae
Product: zinc finger protein 177-like
Biological process (GO): regulation of transcription by RNA polymerase II
Cellular component (GO): nucleus
Molecular function (GO): DNA-binding transcription factor activity, RNA polymerase II-specific; RNA polymerase II transcription regulatory region sequence-specific DNA binding
Source: RefSeq, a predicted model, not a curated record